Messenger RNA from Mus pahari (shrew mouse), 1119 nucleotides. RefSeq names its product NOP16 nucleolar protein (gene Nop16). The record is from RefSeq and is a predicted model, not a curated record. Gene Ontology annotation, cellular component: nucleolus. The coding region runs from base 108 to 644 and encodes 178 amino acids. NCBI's taxonomy places the organism in Eukaryota, Metazoa, Chordata, Mammalia, Rodentia, Muridae. Gene Ontology annotation, biological process: ribosomal large subunit biogenesis. The transcript is spliced from 3 exons.
GCGCGCACAGGGGGACGGAGACUAUUAACACGCGGCUCUGAGAACGUGGUUCUUGAGUUUGUGCUGCUGUUUCGAGAGUUUGAGCUGCUGUUGCGGCAGUUUGCGAGAUGCCCAAGGCUAAGGGAAAGACUCGGAGGCAGAAGUUCGGUUACAAUGUCAACCGAAAGCGUCUGAACCGGAAUGCUCGUCGGAAGGCAGCGCCACGGAUCGAGUGCUCCCACAUCCGACAUGCCUGGGAUCACACCAAAUCCGUGCGGCAGAACCUGGCGGAGAUGGGGUUGGCCAUGGACCCCAACAAGGCGGUUCCCCUCCGUAAGAGAAAGGUAAAGGCCAUGGAGGUAGACACGGAGGAGAGACCCAGGGAUCUUGUACGGAAGCCCUAUGUGGUAAAUGACCUGGAGGCAGAAGCCAGCCUCCCAGAGAAGAAAGGAAAUACCUUGUCUCGGGACCUCAUUGACUAUGUUCAGUACAUGGUGGAGAAUCAUGGGGAGGACUAUAAGGCCAUGGCCCGGGACGAGAAGAAUUACUACCAAGACACCCCAAAACAGAUCCGGAAUAAGAUCAAUGUCUAUAAGCGCUUUUACCCAGCGGAGUGGCAAGCUUUCAUCGAUUCUCUGCGGAAUAAGAAGAUGGAGGUGGACUGAGUGGGGCACACCCCCAGACCAAGGUCUGCUGGACCAACAACACCAAAGCCAGGCUAUAAGGCAAGGGGUGUGGAGCGUCAGUGAUGCUGACUAAGUCCUGUGGAAUCGGGUCUUACAUGCACACUGUCUCCCCCUGCCUCCUUCCCCUUCCUUCUGGAGAAGGAACCCUUGGUUUUGUUUUGUUUUGUUUUUUUGUUUUGUUUUUUGAGAGAAAGCAUCUAAUAGCCUUAGCUGUCCUAGAACUCUCUCUGUAGAGCAGGUUGGCCUUGAACUCACAGAGAUCCAUCUGCCUCUGCCUCUCAAGUGCUGGGAUUAAAGGCAUGCGCCACCACCGCCCUGGAGGAAAAGGAACUCUUUCAAGGCCAUGGUUUGUGUUCUGUUGGGAGCUUACAGAAAGCCGGGGCCUACUGUUUCUGUUCAGAGGGGUUGCUCUAUUUCAGUGUGUUCUAUAAAUGAUAAAGGAGUAUUUUACCCA